Molecule: messenger RNA, 2803 nt
Organism: Neltuma alba
Lineage: Eukaryota; Viridiplantae; Streptophyta; Magnoliopsida; Fabales; Fabaceae
Exons: 4
Coding region: 796-2409 (537 amino acids)
Source: RefSeq, a predicted model, not a curated record
UCAACUAAUAAGAUAUUUCUCCAUCAUCACCGUCCGUUAUAAUUACUUUAUUUCUUAAUUCAAUGCAAUGGCAGGUAGAUAAUUGAUAUUAUCAUAAUAUUCCUCGCUUCUAAUGUAAUCUCAAAUUUCGGUUAAGAUUAGUUGUCUUUCUCGAUUCCCAUUUUCCUUCUUCCCUCUAAAUUUCCCCCCCUUUCUCUCGUUCUCUCUCCCUCGAAACCCCUUUCGAUUUCAAAUUCUCUGCUGGAAAUGGAGAUGGCAAUGGAGGAUUCGCUCUCGCAUGAGGUUCUCUCUAUGGAUCUUCAGGCGUUCCCCGGAGAUGGAAGAGCCCGGCGAUUACCCAAUAAUUUAAUACCGUGUACGAUCCGAAUAUGUGCUUUGGCAGUGGCCUGCUAAGGUUCUAUCUCCAAGGUUUCUGUGUUUAUUUUUCCCAUAGGUAUUUCGUUGUUCGCUGUUCCUGCCUACUCCUGAUUCCGACUGUUGGAUAAUUCCUUCACUAGUUCUCGGUUUAUUCGUUUCUGAAUUGAUACUGUUCGUCUGAUUAUGUUUGUGUAAACUUGGAUAUUAGUAACUACCGUGUCGACAGGAAGUGUGCUUUUGCAGAAUUUAGAAUUUCUUUAAUUAUAUCGUGGAACUUGGAUUCCCUAGGGUUUAGAACCCGGCAUACAAUUUCACUUGUCUGUAACAGUAAUCUCGAAAUUACUUUAGGCUUGAGUGAAAUUGUUGCUGGAUUUGCAUCUUCUUCAGUGUGCCUUGGGUCUUGAGGUUUGAAUGUGAACUUUUGGUCGGGAAGUUUGAAUGGCUGGAAAGUUGGAAUUAGGGUUUCCAAAGGCUAGUGCUUGUAGUCUAAGGGAGCAACUCGCUAGGAAGAUAUUACAUACUGUGAGAUCCCAAGGGCAUCCUUAUGUUGACCUACGUGAAAAUGGGAAAAAAUUCAUAUAUUUCUGCACCCUUUGUCUUGCUCCCUGUUACAGUGAUACUGCACUGUUUGAUCACUUGAAAGGUAAUCUUCACAUGGAGAGGCUAUCUACUGCUAAAGUUACCCUUCUAGGACCUAAUCCGUGGCCUUUUAAUGAUGGCAUUGUCUUCUUUGACACCUCAAUUAAAAAUGAUGACGACUUGCCAAAUACGAAUUCUAAGCAAAAGAGACUGUUGGAAUAUACUAACAACGACAACAAUCUUGCUAUUGUGAAGUUUGGUGAAAAUCUGAAUUCCUGUGAUGACAAUCAUGCUGAGGUUGAUGAAGUUAAUUGUGGCAUAAAGUACUUAGAGUCAGGUGCAGUUCAUUCAGAUCUUCAACUAAGUUCAACCAAUGAUGCAGUGAAUGAGGAUUGCACUCUUGUGAUUCCUCAUGCACUGAUUGGCGACAAAACUUCUGACUUACAAGCUAGAGAGGUUGGUUUGGCCAAGAUUGCUGCAAGGUUCUUUGAGAAGGAUGGUGGUUUGAAUGGGAUUAGAAGAAUAUGGUGUGAAUGGUUAGGAAAAGAUACUGAUGGUCAUCUAGUUGGUUCUGUGGUUCCAGAGCACAAUUUUGCUAUAAUUAUUUUCUCUUACCAUUCUGAUUUGGGUCGGAAUGGAUCACUAGAAGAGUUAAAGUCCUUGUUACCAUCUACUUCUAUGACAGAACCAGAGAAUGAGAGCAGCAGCAGUCAAAAGAGAAAGAAAUCAUUUUCUGAUCCUGAGGAUAUUAGUGAUUCUUUGAGCAAUCAGUAUGAUUCAUCAGUGGAAGACUCUUCAGCUUCUAACAGUGCCACCUCAAGAUUGGCCCUGGGUCAAAUUGACAAUCAACUUCUCCAAACCAGGUUCAUUUCAAGCAAGGCUUUAAGGAAAGAAUUGAGACGGCAGCAGCGAUUAGCGGCAGAGAAAAUGUGUGAUAUCUGUAAACAAAAAAUGCUUCCUGGUAAAGAUGUAGCAACACUUUUUAAUUCGAAGACCAGGAGACUAGCUUGCAGUAGUCGGAAUAGCACUGGGGCGUUUCACUUGUUUCAUGCAUCCUGCCUUGUACACUGGAUACUGAUGUGUGAAUUUGACAUGAUCACCAGUCGUGUUGCCUUUCCAAAAGUCAGAAGAAAAACCAAGAGAAAGAUGGGAGCAAAUGUUAAUCAAAAUGGAAAAGACUAUGAUAUGAAAGCUGCUAGAGGGAAAAUAAAUUCUGUGUUCUGUCCAGAGUGCCAGGGUACAGGUAUCAUCAUUGAGGGGGAUCAAGUGGAGCAUGCACCUUUUUCUUUGUCUGAGAUGUUCAAAUUAAAAAUAAAGGCAUGUGAUGCACGUAGAGAAUGGAUAAAAAGUCCUGAACUUUUGCAGAAUUGCUCGACUGGAUUUCACUUUCCUGCACAAUCUGAGGAAAUAGGCCAGGAAAAAGUGAAGCCCAUAAAAUUGCUGCACUUCUAUCGUGCUGAUGAGAGAAGUUAGACACAGAAACACGAUAGCCGUGGAAUCUUAGCAAUCGGCAUUUUCAAAUCUAUCCCACAUGAUCCAUGACCCAUAAUAUGUUGUACAUCUUUGCACAUAGUGUAUUUCUUAAAAACUAUGAUUAGCUCUUUGGAUAGAUGUAGCCAUUUAGGUAGGUGGAUGGGUUGGAGGCUCACCUUACCUGACGAGACAAUGUGUAUACCUGUUGGCUUGUUGCUAACGAGAAUGCAUGUAUCAUUGUGUAUGUUGCUGACUUCCAUGUACAUGGUAAAGCAAAGGGCAAAAUAUCAUUGACCUUGCAGUGUACUGGAGUCUUAUUAUAAUUAGUACUUUCUGUGACUUUCUGGCCAGUCAUUAUUGGAUACUUGGGCAAUAUGUGCCCCUGCAGCAGAAA